Molecule: messenger RNA, 5232 nt
Organism: Triticum aestivum (bread wheat)
Lineage: Eukaryota; Viridiplantae; Streptophyta; Magnoliopsida; Poales; Poaceae
Exons: 2
Coding region: 1054-4860 (1268 amino acids)
Cellular component (GO): membrane
Source: RefSeq, a predicted model, not a curated record
GAUGGCCAGAGCGGGUUGGAACGCCCCUGUCGUCGUCGACGGGGGCCCCGAGCGCCCGUCGACGGGAUCAAUGCACGCUGCUGCUGCUGCUGCUGUCUCUAGGUCUGGCAGGAUAAGGCGCGGAACGAGGAAAUAGGCCCUGGCUGCGGCUGGCCCGCCCGGCUCUGCUCCCCCCAGCAGUGCCCGUCUGGUGUUCGAACAAAUGCCUCAGCGGCCAGUACGGCAGUUAAUGGCCGGAGAAGAGCCAAGACCAAGUCACGAGCGGCGAUGGCCGCUCCACGGAACGGUGGUUUGCACGCCGGAGCGAAAAUGUCAAACGACGGCGACGCUCGAGGCGCCGAGGAGGUCGGAGGUGACUUCGCCGGAGCCGAGUGGAUGGCACGGUAGGACGUUCCUGUCAAGGUGGCUUCUGAACGCCGGUGUGAACCCACGGUGUGUGUGGUGGUCGUGUGCCAGUCAGCAGUCAACACACCCUCUCCGCUUACCGUCGCUGUCUACAGAUUCCAUUUCACUGCCUCCUGGUACCAGGUACCCUACUGGCUAAUUCCUGCUUAUUCAUGUGUUCCAACCCAAAUUACCCAGCAACCCAACUCGAUGCCGGAGUAUUUUACAGUUGAGAUGCGUGUUAAUUUGUUCAUUAUUGUUUGGUGUAUUAGGCUCUCUUCUAACUCCAAAGUGGUCCUGAAGAGAUCAUAUAUGCAUACUCUAUAUCACAUCCCCUCAAUCUGGAUGCGAGUAUCAUAUACAUAGCUGUGGGGCCUUACCUUGUUUCUUUCCUUUGUUUAACUGACUUCGCCGGUCUCCCCCCAUCUUUUGUUCACUGUUCACACACCGUUCACACCAUUAUUGAACUCGGCUGUCCUUGAAGCGCACAAGGUGACCCUCACUAGUCUGAGCAGCAGCCGUCGCUCUGGAUACAAGCUCAAGGCCGCAAGCUCAGCUAGGCUAACGGGGCAGGCAUUCCGUGUGAGCAACUGAGCAUUGCGAAGCUUCCCCAUUCUUAGUUAAUCUUACCAGUUACCCUGAUCUGGGUACAAGCUCAAAGCUCAUGCCAUGAUUGAGGGCGGCUCACACAUGCAUCCUCAGCUGGGGAACGCUCACACGGCGAACAGCGAGCAGCCUGAGCCGGCCACCAUACCGAUGAACGGCAUGGCUGCUUCGGGGCCAGGCAAUGGCCAGAUGGCAGAUGAAGCAGCCGCCGGCGGAGUGACGGAGGAUAUCGAGGCGGCCGGCGACAACAAUGGGCAAGGUCCGCCCAACAGGUCAGCACGCCAUGGAUCCAGCAUCAAGGAUGAUUUCGAGUUCUUGUGGAGGCUGCGGAAGUAUCUGCUACUUCUGGCGGUGUUGGCCGUUGGUGUCACUUACAAUGCUGGGUUGAGCCCGCCGGGGGGAUUUCAGAUGGACAGACUUGACCGCCAUGCCGGUGAUCCUCUCCUCCCACUUAGAUUCUUCCGGCGAUACGAAGCCUUCUUUUACUGCAACGCCACAGCCUUUGCUGCUUCUCUAGUCUUGAUUAUCUUGCUCCUGAGUAGGGGAGUGGCGAGCAAGCAUGUCUGGCUUCGCUCCAUGCAGUUUACCAUGAUACUGGAUCUUUUCAGUCUCAUGGGGGCAUAUGCCGCGGGGAGUUGCAGAGCACUAAGGUCUUCCGUUUACAUAUUGGUGCUGGUCUGUUCUGUUUUCGCCUAUGUUGUGGUUCAUAUCCUGUUGUUUAUGAGGGCAGUUCCGCAGCCGUUAAAAGAUCAGGUGCAGAAAACCCGGGAUCUCAUUCUGAAGAAGCUGAAACGCAUGCUAAAAAAGGUGCCAUCUAUUUGCCCUGUCUCUGAUCCUGACGGGCAAAGGAGCAACCGAGAUUACGCAAGGGAAAUCGAGGAGGCUCGCAAGUUCAUAUUGAUGCUUGCAACUUUUGCUGCCACUGUCACAUACCAAGCUGGGAUAAGUCCACCUGGUGGCUUUUGGGGUGCAAAUAAUCCUGAACACCGUGCAGCUACUUUUGUUCUCCGCAAGCACAAUCUCCUCCGCUUCAAUAUCUUCACGUGUUGCAAUGCGACCUCUUUUGUGGCGUCUUUGGUCACAGUCAUACUGCUUCUGAGCACGGAACUGAGCACGCAUGGGAUAAGGACUCAAGCGCUGUCUGUGUGUGUCGUGGCUGUUCUGCUGGGGCUCAUUGGUGCUUAUGCUUCAGGGAGCUGCAGGGAUGUUGCAACAUCGUUGUCAGUGAUACUCAUAAUUGCUGUGGUUCUAAUCUGUGUUCUGAUUCUUGUUAUUUGCCUUCAUUGCAAAGCUGUAACAGAGUGGGUGGAUAGGGUGCUGAAGCCAACACUUGACAAAAUGAUGAGUACACUGUCAUUGGGGCAAGAUGAUUCUCCAAGAGCUCACCAGCAAUGUACAGAUUGUCAGAGAACGCACCAUCAAGAUACAGAGCUUGUUUCUCAGAGAACUCACCAGCAAGAUACAGAUCUUGAUUCUCAGAGGAUUCACCAACAAGAUACAGAGCUUGACUCUCAGACAAGUCAGCAGCAACAUACAGAACUUGAUUCUCAAAGGGUUCCCCAGCAAGAUACAGAGCUUGAUUCUCCGACAACUCACCAGCAAGCUACAGAGCAUGUAGGUCGAGAUACAGAAGUAGAAGGUGUCAUGUCUAAUUUGCAAUGCUACUCUGCUGACAGCAAUCUUGUAUCAACUGGGGAUGUGAGAUCUGUAUCAGCCAGUGAUUUGGAUAACAUGGAGGACAUCAUGCCAACAACACUACGUCAAUCUCAUGAUCAGAGUGAACAUGCUGCAAUUAAAGUUGUAUGCUCAUCAUCAACAGAUGCCCUAACUACCGAGGAAGUUCCAUCCGACAACUUGGAAAUACAACCUGCUAGCGGUCAGCAGGUUGCAAUCCCCAUGGCACUAUCAUCAAGUAACGGUGGAAAUUCUGUCCAAGGUAUUUUACCGUUGCAGGGCUCGGUGGACGAAGAUGCAACAUCUGGUAACCUGAGAAUAGAUGCUGAUGAUCUGGCAAUGGAAUGUGAAUUACCCGACAGCCAUGUGGACAGCACAGAACAGCAUGCUCAGCAAAUGUCCAAUAACCCUACUGGUGCAGAUGAUGGUGAGGUUAGAUUACCUAUCGACAACACUACCAACGAUCAAGCCCCACAGCAUCAGAGAUGUAUUAAAUGCAGCUAUCGAAAUCCAGAUGAUGCUCCCCCGCAAAAAAAAAGAAAUCCAGAUGAUGCUUUUCUGAAGAAGUCACGCACUUACCUAUUGCUUCUUGCAAUUCUUGCAGUGUCUUUGACAUAUCAAGCUGGUUUAAAUCCACCAGGUGGCUUCUGGACAUCAAAUGUCACUAAGCACUCUGCUGGUGAUCCCAUUCUUGGGGACAGUGGUCGCGUCUGGACAUCAAGUGGCACUAAGCACUCUGCUGGUGAUCCCAUUCUUGAGGACAAUUAUCAUAAGAGAUACCUUGCCUUCUUUUAUUUCAAUGCCACUGCAUUUGCAGCCUCCCUUGUCAUGAUCCUUAUGCUCCUGAGCAGGAGGAUGAGCAACAAGGUUAUAAAACGACGGGCACUACAGACAGCAAUGAUAACCGAUUUGCUUGCUCUAAUGGGGGCCUUUGCUGUUGGGAGUUGCAGGGAGAAGACAAAAUCCAUUUACAUAUCAGUGUCGAUAUUUAUCGUGGUUGCAUAUGUUCCUCUCCAUGUUUUAGUGUUUAGGCAUAAUGGAUGGUUGAAAGUGUGUGUUACGCAGAGGAUGAAGUUUGCACCACCUCAGACAGACAAUGAGUCAAGAGAUGCUAAGGAGAAGGACUUGGCGCGGAGGCGGAAUUUGCUCUUUAUUCUUGCAAUUCUGGCGGCAACUGUCACGUACCAAGCUGGCCUGAACCCUCCAGGAGGCAUUUGGCCUGAUGAGAACAGUAAGGGUGGCAAACCAGGCAAUCCAGUUCUUCAAGACAGCCACCCAGAGCGCUAUGAUGUUUUCUACUACUCGAACGCCAUCUCAUUUGCGUCAUCUGUGGCUGUCAUCAUUCUUCUUGUUAAUAGGGAAUCAUGUGAGGAUGGAAUCAAGUCGUACGCAAUCCGUGUGUGCUUGGUAGCGGGUUUGCUGGGCCUCCUGAUUGCUUAUUCUGCAGGAACCUGCAGGAAAGCGAGACCGGUAAUAUAUCUUAUUGUCAUAGCCUCUGCAGCUCUAACAUGCCUUGUGAUUCAAGUACUUGUACUACAAGAUGCAUUAGAUGGGCCACUGACCAGGUUAAGGGGCCGGUUGCGGAAGAUUCUUCAUCUAGAGCCUGACUCUGAGACACCGCUGGAAAGUUCAGAUGAAGAAAACAAGGAACGUAAUGCUCAGGGGUCAGGCACCCUUAUCAGUGAUAAGACGGAAAAGAAGAGACAGAAGUACUUGAUGCUUCUUUCGGUUCUUGCUGCAUCCAUUGCGUACCAAGCCGGUCUAAACCCGCCUGGUGGCUUCUGGCCUGAUGACACUCCCAAAAAUGGUUACAAGGCUGGCAACCCGGUACUUAAGGACAUAAACUCCUGGCGCUACAUGGUAUUCUAUGUCUUCAAUUCCAUCUCUUUCAUGUCAUCUAUUGCCGUAGUCAUGCUUCUGCUGAGUAAAUCUGUGAGACAGAAGAAGGUUCCGCUCCAAGCAUUGCACUUCAUCAUGAUACUGGACCUGUCGGCUCUGAUGACAGCUUAUGCAGCUGGAAGUUGCAGAAAGUUCAGGACUUCAAUAUUCAUCCUCGUGGUAGUAUGUUGUGUGCUGGUGUACCUUCUGUUUAUUAUUAUCUUGUCAAGUGGCAUAGCAAGAUGGCUGAAAAAACAGAAAAAGAAGGUGGCUUCCUUGCUGCUGGAGCCUAGCCAUGCCGCUGCAACUUCAGCAUGACACCGGACCUGAAUGGAAUGUUUGAAUAUCUUUCUUCUCCCCAUUGUAAUAUGUUCAUUGUAGUUCAAAUGGAACCCAUGAAUUCUCAGUUGUAUGCUUUUAUUCAGGAUAAAAGCAUUUUUUUUUCUUUGUUCUUGAAGAAAUAUUUUGUUAUCACAGAGAUCUUCAGGCUGCGAUGAAGUAUCCCCUUAGUUAAGACGUAGUUGACCUCACCUAUGGUAUGGAAGUAUGGGCUGGAUGUAGAGGUGGGGCAUGCUUAGAGUUGUGUUUUGUCUGUAAUGAGUUGGUUUGAUGAAGAAAGUUUGCAACUCUGAUUCUCUUGUGCUUCAGUUAAGUCCAAGUGGCGCAUGCAUGUACGUACAUGCAAAUGAA